Messenger RNA from Musca vetustissima, 1647 nucleotides. RefSeq names its product asparagine synthetase domain-containing protein CG17486-like. The transcript is spliced from 6 exons. The record is from RefSeq and is a predicted model, not a curated record. Gene Ontology annotation, molecular function: asparagine synthase (glutamine-hydrolyzing) activity. The coding region runs from base 1 to 1647 and encodes 548 amino acids. Lineage: Eukaryota; Metazoa; Arthropoda; Insecta; Diptera; Muscidae.
AUGCCUAUGGACUUGCUGGAUAUUCUUCAAAACCGCGGACCAAAUUCAAAAUUAGUUAUUAACAUCGAUGGCAUUGCAUUUGGAGGUUUUGUGCUGCACCAUCAGGGUGCUGAAAUUUGUGCACAGCCAAUUGAAACUGAUUCAAAUGUACUUAUUUUUAAUGGUGAUAUUUUCAAUUUGCACGAUAACGACUGUGAGAUAUCAGACACCCAGUGGAUUUUCAACAAAUUUUCUGCAGCUAAAGAUGAACAUGAGUUCAUAAAUUGCAUUCGAAACAUUGAAGGUCCAUAUAGUUUCAUGUUUUUUGAUAAACAAAAUGGAUAUUUAUAUUUUGGACGUGACAGCUUGGGUCGGAACUCGUUAUUAAUUGAAAACAACAAGGAUCAUUUACGAAUUCUCAGUACAUCAUAUUUCGAAAUUAAUGUUGUAACAAUCGAAUUGCCACCUCUCGGAAUCUAUAAAAUGCAUAAGGACGAACGUAAUAGUUGUAUUGUAUUUCCAUGGCAGCAACCGGAUGAGAAUUGGAAAUUGCAAAGCGAAGCAUUUGAGUCUACGAUUGGCUUAACAAUUAAUAUUGAGUAUCCUAUCAACCCAUCUUGGUUACAGAUCUGCACCAACAAUCAGGAGUUUUACUUUAAUUUUUACGACCUGUAUAUAGAAAAUAAAUCAAGCGAUGCAGAUAAAUAUAAUAGACUGUUGGAACACUGUGAAGUGCUAGCAGCUUUAGACAAGUUUUCCCAACUUCUAGAGUACUCUGUAGAAAAACGAGUGUCAAAAACAACACCGUCUUGUGCAAAAUGCUAUCCACGUUAUUUGAACUGCAAUCAUUCCAAAAUCGCCGUACUAUUUUCAGGAGGAAUAGAUUGUUCGAUUUUAGCAAUUCUAGCGGAUAAAUUUGCUAACAGAAAGGACGCCAUUGAUCUUAUCAAUGUCUCUUUUGAAGCAUUAAACUCUCAGAACGAAAAUUGGAAUGUACCCGAUAGACAGUCUGCUAUAAGCUCCCUGGAAUCAUUGAAGAGAUUAUGUCCUCACAGAACCUGGAACUUUAUUGAAGUAAAUGUAACUCGGAAAAGUUUGCACACCUAUCUUUCCAACAGGAUAAAACAUUUAAUAUACCCACUUAACACGGUGUUGGACGAAUCAAUUGGAUGUGCGUUUUGGUUUGCGUCACAAGGACAAGGAUUAUUGUUUGGAAAGAAUUAUGAAUCCACUGCAAAAGUUGUAUUAGUUGGAAGUGGUGCUGAUGAAUUAUUUGGAGGUUAUAUUAGACACAAAAAUGCUUUUAAUCGCUGUAUUGGUUCGCAAGAUGAAAAAGAAAAAUGUCUCCUAAAUGAAUUAGAAAAGGAUUGGCUUAGGAUACCGACACGCAACUUGGCCAGAGACGAUAGGGUAAUAUCUGACAGUGGUAGAACACCGAGAGCCCCUUUUAUAGAAGAAAAUGUUGUAAAAUUUGUUCGAAGCUUGAAACCAAAUCAAAGAUGCUGUUUUUUGUAUGAGGAUGGUAUAGGUGAUAAAUUAUUUUUGCGAUUAUUUGGAUAUAGACUUGGCUUAAAAGAUGUGGCAUUUCUGAAAAAAAGGGCAAUCCAAUUUGGUUCAAAGAUUGCAAACAAGAGGGAUAAAGCAAAUGAUCGUUCAAAAUAUUUAUGA